Cydia splendana is the source of this 1311-nucleotide messenger RNA. RefSeq lists its product as uncharacterized. The transcript has 10 exons. Lineage: Eukaryota; Metazoa; Arthropoda; Insecta; Lepidoptera; Tortricidae. Gene Ontology annotation, biological process: proteolysis. Bases 1 to 1311 code for a protein of 436 amino acids. The record is from RefSeq and is a predicted model, not a curated record. Gene Ontology annotation, molecular function: serine-type endopeptidase activity.
AUGUAUUAUUUGGCAGGUUCAGUGUGGAGUCAGUUCUUCGACUGCCACGAUGACCCCAGCUACGACCCUGACGAAGGUCAGGUCACAGAGCUGCAAUACUCCUGGUUAGGCGCCUUGCAGUAUAUACAUGUCAAGAAUGGGACCCCCCACUACUUCAGGGUGCCACGAGUGGUGUUAAUUAGUCGUCAGUUCGUGUUGAGCACGGCAGUGGACGCUGCCGUAAUUCCUCAUGGAUAUGCUUUAGGAAACGUGAUCUUCGGCGACUACGAGCGAGACGAAGUGGAAUGCGAGACCACAGUCCUAGCUCUGGCCAACAUGAAGGCGGAGUGCGAACCAGCCAUCCUGGUGAUGCCAAUAGCUGACGUGCUGAUCCAUCCGGAGUUUAAGCACUUCGGGGCGAGGAGCAGCGUGGCUUUGCUGAAGCUUAUCACCACCGUCAAGUCCAAAUUCGUGUUGCCGGUGUGCCUGCCCUUCAGGAACUUCCUCGAGCGCAGCAAUGGCAAGAUGAUGGUGGAAAGGCUUUACCACAUUGACUUUGACAGUGAAGUGCCCCGAGAUUUUGUAGAGGAAGAAAAGGAAGUUACCAAGAUCAGCCUGCUGCCACGAGAGCUCUGCUACAUAUACGACUUGCCAGAAAACAACACGCGACUGAAGAAGGAACGCAUUGCCUGCACGACUGGCUGCGGGUUCCGUUCUGGCGCCCCGAGCCUGGUUCACGAGCACACUGGACAUUGGACCGUUGUCUCUCUCGCACAUGGCGGAACACCUUGCCCCGAUCCGCUGCGGUCCCACCGGCCUCCAGCACCCCCUCGCCACACAGUGCUCUACCCUUACGUUCCCUGGAUAACAGCCGCCAUUACUGGCAAACCCCUGGGCGCUUUCUCCAAAGAUGAUCCAUUCGGGUUCGUGAUGCCCCGCGCGUCCCCCUACGACCAAGUUGGUCACGCCUGGGUGGGCCAUUGGUGGAUGGGUGGCGUGCGAUGUUAUGACAGAGGAGAUGCUGCUUUAGACAUCUUCAGGUUUUAUCACGAGAUCUUCAGUGUGAAGCCUGUUGCGCUGUCCAGGCUCAACUAUCAUUUAGAGAUCGUGUCACCCAGAGAAGCUAUCAUUAUCUGCGUGAAGGUUGGCAUGCCGUACCAGAUCGGUCAUCCCAGGGUGUACGAUUUAGACUCCCCUGAGAUUUCGGUGGACAUCCCCAUGCUGCAGUUCAGUUCACAGUACAGCUUCGAAGUGGAGGCCUGGGGCUACAAUCACACCGAGUCCGUGUCUUCCGACAGCUUCAAACCUGACGAUUCCGAUUACCAUGACUAG